UCUGAUGGCAUGAGGUCGGUGCAGCUCCGUCACACACACACACUUGAGCUUGAGUCCGUAAGAUAAACCAGUCAACCGCCAAAAUGGAGGUGGAAGCGGUUAUAUAGUGAACGUCGGAGGAUAUAAGAAAAGGAAAUUAUCUCAGGAGGCUUUAAAUCCAAUUAUUUUUGGUGUCGAUAAAAAAACAGUGACGUGUUCUGGAUACUUAUAAAUAAUAAAAGUGAAAUAGUGAAAGAAAAUUAAAACUAAUUAGUGACAGAAAACCAAAACAAAACAAAAAAACCAGAAAAUAUGUUUAUAAUAACGAGAACUAUAUAUGUGCCGCUGUGGGCGUUCUUAGUGGCGUGUGUUGCCUCGACUUCAACAGCGGAGAGCACGGAGUUUGGGUGUGACCUGUCGCUAGAACAGCCAUGCAGGUCUAACUCGUCUCAAUGCGUGCCUCUGGUCAAUGUUGGAGACGGCUACAUCGAUUGUCCGGAUGGCUCAGAUGAAGAUUGCCCCGAAGGCUGGUACGUGUGUGAGGACCGGUCAGCGUGUGUGUCGCCAGAGCUGCUGCAGGAUGGAGUACCUGACUGCUUCGACGAGUCUGACGAAACGUGUGACGACUGGCAGCAUGAGUGCCUGUGUGGCUUCCCUCGUUGUGUCGACGCUUCUCUGGUGGGCGACGGCAACCUCGACUGUCUGGAGGGAUCCGACGAACUGAGCAUCGAUAAGAACACCUACAUCUGCCCCUCAGAGAUGACCCAAGACCUGGAGAUACGUAGAAGGCGUCGACGACAGACCCAUGCUUCAGAAGGCGUGCGGACUGUAGUGGGGAAGGGGAGCACGACAGAGGUGUUCCUGGCACCCGUAGAGACUGAAGGAGACAGGGGGCUCCUCUCCUCCACCGUGGACACCUUCAUCAAUGACGGCACCACCUCAGAGUACGCCACGCUUGUGUACGGGACUCACCUUCACGACGGACGCUACGCUCAGGUCACCUCGACGUCUUCUCGCGUGUUUUAUGCCAUACCGACCAGACUGCACAGUGGACAGCCCGAGGGAUUGGCGUCGUCUGAUCUGUACACCCGUGUCGACAAAACUGUCACCACGGUGUACACUACGCGCUACUUACACACACACAUUGACGGUACCUACGCUCAGCUGAUUGAGACAAUGACGGACAUACACUCUGAUCCUUCUUCAUCUCCCACAGUGGCCUUCAGCAUCCCCGUUCAGGGUACCUUCUUGACCGAGGCUUCAGGUGGUCAGCACGCCCAGCUACAGGUCAGUCUGCUAGAUGGUUCCAUUAACCCUCAACCCGCAGCCGAUGAGGUAGUGACGCUGACGGGUACUCAGGGUCAGUUCAUCAAGGACGGACCCUCACACCACACCACUUACAAUGUCUUCACCGGCUCCUACGUCAAGGAUAGUCGCACGUACCUCUUCUUCUUCGGUAACACGGCGCUGCCACACGCCCCGGGGAUCACUGGUCCUGUUCCCGGCACCCAGACCCACACUGAAGUGGUCCUCAAGAAGGGUGGGAACCAGUCCAAAAUUUUAGUGGAUAUGGAACAGGAUCUUCAGGUAAUAAUGCCAUCCAAAACCCAGAAGAUUGACUCAACAGUUGCUCCCGACCUUCUGAUGGGUGAAGGUGUGGUGGACGGGCGAAUCAUGGGCGGGGUGUUCAUCGAGGGGUCUGAAGGGUUCGACAUGGAGGGCACUCAGAGCCAGAGUGGCGAGACCAGUAUGUUGACCAUCACCAUCGGCCGCCCCGUCGCCCACACCAGGAUGGUGCAGCCGCAGUCUGUCAAACACCCGGAAGAGGUGACGGUACUCAGUAUGGCCGACAAGCUCCGUGAGACGAGCGACUUGGAUAAUGAGAUAGACGUGUCGCUGCUCCGGGCUCGGAAGGUUCGUGUUGGUGACGGGGAGAUCAUUGUCGGCCUUCGUCCUUCUCGUGCAUUAGAGGCAAACCUUCCUACAUACACCGUCGGGCAGAUCAACGUUCCUCUCGAGCAGGUUGUCGCGAUCAGCAAGAAUUUGGGCAAAAUGAUGGAGAAGUCUGUAGAAAAGAGCGUGAGUGAGCGGCACCACGAAUCUCGCCAGCGUGAGGCCAAGUCCGUCACCGACAUCAGGUCGAGAUACAACCUUGAAAGUGGAGGAACAGACUCUGAUCUUCCUACUGUCUCUUAUGUUGGAUUUGCUGACUUCACUACCACCAUCGCCGGCACCGUCGUGGUGUUUACACCUCGCACAGAAACCCCAAAUAAGGAAGUGAAGCCACAGGUGACGAAAACCGUAGAGACACAACCACCUGUGACAGUGAAGCCGACCUUACCAACACCCCCUCCGGUGUUGACCACUCUAGCGCCCCGCCUCGCUAGUUCCAGGGAAGAGAAGAAAGACAGUAUCACAGGAAUGCCAUCAGAAACUCAGCCUUUCAGAACGACUACGAAUGAAUUUGACAACAAACAAAACAUGGAGACCCGGAUGGUGACACAGACGGAGGGAACCUCGGUGAAGACAGCUGACCAGGAGAAGCAUGGCGACGACGCGGCCGGCAGCGUUUAUUCCACCAUCUCUACUCAAAGGUUCAACACAUAUGACUUGUACCCCACGGGUCUUGUUUCUUCUAUUGGAGGAACAAUUGUGAGCAAUGAAAUGACCACUCUGCUCACCACCUAUGUGUACGGCACUUAUAUCCAGGGUCAGUAUGCACAGAUAGUGCAGAGUACCUCCAGCAUCUUCUACCUUGUGUCCCGUUCAGCUGGGGCCCAAGCAGUGCAGGCCACGUCCUCACUACAGCCCAUCACUGCCACACUCGGCCCUGAACUACCGGAACCAACAACAGAAUUCUACAAUGACUACGAGUACGACGGCUUCACCACAGAGGAUCUACCGGCGGUUGUUGAAGACAUUGUGGAUAACGCCCUUGGAAGAUCUGUGGCCUCGAGCCCCGGCCAACAGCUGAUAGUGGACACCGGCAGUGAUAAAGAGUUAGGGGAGGAGGUUGACCCCACCACACCUCAGCCAACAAGUGACUCAGUGUCCACCUACACCUACUACACCACCUACUUCACUAAUGGUGCAACGACUGUCUCAACACGUCUGGAGACCACAACAACAGAUUCCUCGCCUACAAUGGUUAAGCUUCAGCCAACUGAAGUGCCAGCGUCUACCUACCUGACCACAUAUACCUAUUACACCACUCUCUUUGUUGACGGGUCCAUACAGGUGUCCAGCCACACACAGGUGCUCACCAAGGAGGUUGGAGCCACCAUCUCAAAAUCUCUUCCUUCGUUCUUAACUCUCGUACCUACCGCAACCACUACCACUACCAAAACUGCGACCACUACCGCGACCACUACUGCAACCACUACCGCGACCGCGACCACUACCGCGACCGCGACCACUACCGCGACCGCGACCACUACCGCGACCGCGACCGCGACCGCGACCACUACCGCGACCACUACUGCGACCGCGACCACUACCGCGACCACUACCACUACUGUGACAACUACCACGACAAAGACAACAACCACAACAACCACAACUACUCCCACCCCAACGCCCCCUACUACCACCCCAGCACCAGAGACUACGGAGGAUACUCCAGGGGAAUUGGAUCUUACUGUGAUUGAGGCCAUCAGUGUGGACGACUAUGAGAGGACCACAGAGUCCGUCUUGGAAUCCUUUACAGAGUCCAUGUCAGAAAGCAUGUCAGAGUCGUCAACAGACUCAUCAGCCCAAGACGUAACAGAAGCCCCGGGAGUAUCUCUGGACUCCUCUCUCGUCCCUGAGGAAGAAGUGAACGCUGUCUUCUACCCGAAGACUUACUACACCACCUACACCUACUUCACCACCUACUACCACUCCAACACCUCCUCCAUCGUCAGCAGCCUCGAGACACUGACCAACGUGGUAACUGACCCGAGCGAACAGGAGAGGCACAAGACUCUCACCCCUGUAGUACCCACCUACCCUGUCACCUACUACACCACAUACACCUACUGGACCACCUUUUUCAAGGAGAACACUACCGUCUCUACUAGCUCUGAGGAGACCAGGUCGAACAUUGUCACACCGACGGCGAAGCCGACAACGAUCCCCACUGUUCUCCCUGAGCCUCUGGUCCCCACCGUUGAAGCUUACCCUGCCAUCUCAGUCACCUCCACACCCGCCGUCACCACCUUCUACACCACCUACACCUACUACACAUCCACCUACGUUGGGGAUCAGACAAUCGUCAACAGUCGCCUCAAGACCAUCACCAACGUCGUGUCGACCAACCCGACCACCACCAUCGAUACAGUGUUCGCUGAGGAGCACACCACCACUGAGACGACACCAUUUGGCUUCACUACCACUGAGGCAACACCACUUGGCUUCACUACCACUGAGGCAACACCAUUUGGCGUCACUACCACUGAGGCAACACCAUUUGGCGUCACUACCACUGAGGCAACACCAUUUGGCUUCACUACCACUGAGGCAACACCAUUUGGUUUCACUACCACUGAGGCAACACCAUUUGGUUUCACUACCACUGAGACAAUACCAUUUGGCUUCAUUACCACUGAGGCAACACCAUUUGGCUUCACUACCACUGAGGCAACUCCAUUUGGCUUCGAUACGACUGAAGAUAUAGUAUUUGGCUUCACUACCACUGAGACAACGCCAUUUGGCUUCACUACCACUGAUGCAACGCCAUUUGGCUUCGAUGCGACUGAAGAUAGAACAUUUGGCUUCGGUACGACUGAAGAUAGAACAUUUGGCUUCACUACCCCUGAGGAAACGCCAUUUGGCUUCGAUACGACUGAAGAUAGAACAUUUGGCUUCAGUACCACUGAGGCAACGCCAUUUGGCUUCGAUACGACUGAAGAUAGAACAUUUGGCUUCGAUACGACUGAUGAUAGAGCAUUUGGCUUCACUACCACUGAGGCAACGCCAUUUGGCUUUGAUACGACUGAAGAUAGAACAUUUGGCUUCGAUACGACUGAAGAUAGAACAUUUGGCUUCGAUACGACUGAUGAUAGAGCAUUUGGCUUCACUACCACUGAGGCAACGCCAUUUGGCUUUGAUACGACUGAAGAUACACCAUUUGGCUUCGGUACGACUGAAGAUACACCAUUUGGCUUCGAUACUACAGAGGAAAAUCUAUUUGGCUUCGAUGUGACAAAGGAUAGUCCAUUUGGUUUCACUACAAGUAAGAGCACACCAUUUGGCUUCACCACCACAGAGGAGGAACCAUUUGGAUUUGCAACCACAGGCAAGUCUCCAGAGCUGGACGACACCUUUGGGGCCACAAUGACCAAGUCCACUGGUCUUCUGUCUACCAUCCGGGGCAGCACUGUUGUUGACGGCACCACCACCAUCUUCUCCACCAACAUCAUCGGCACUGUCGUAGAUGGACUUUACGCUCAGAUUCAGUCCACGACCAGUAUUGUUGUCCUACCGACGUCUGAACCUGUGUUAGGCUUCUUCUCGCCGACGACCACCAAGGAGACCACGUCGACAGUGCCCUUCUUCUUCCUCCCCACCACCAGCGAGGAUGUGACGCCCUCUCCAGCUACCCCUGAGCCAAUCUUCCCCUUAACCACAAAUGAUGAAGUGGAGGCUCCUGUCUUUGUACCGACUCUGUUCGCGACACCGACCCUCGACUCUUCCCUGCGGGACCUGACGACUGAUGUAGCCUCCGGGGACACCGCCACAGAAGCGUUGCCAGAGGAAGACACCACAGAGCUCCCAGAGAAAGAGGUUAAUUCGCCCUUAAAGACGAAGACCAAUCCAUCGCCCAGUCGUAAUCAGUUCCCUCUGCGGAUUCCAGGAUCACGCAGGAGGCAAGAUUUUGUACCCAUAGUGAGGCGCACAACCUUCCGCCAGCGCCCGGCCACCAUCCCCAGGGACGAUGAAACACCAACAGUGACUCCUGCAAGUGAUUCUGAAUAUGAAGAACUCACAUCCACCUCUCGCCCAUUCCGGUUCGGCUUCCUGGAUAACCCCAGUAUCCGGAAAUCAGAAACCCCCUCAUCUGUCCGCUUCCGCUUCCAGUCCACCGGAGUUGAAAGUGUCCCCAAAGGCUCCUCACGCCCUGGGUUCUUUGGUACAUCAAGUAUCAGACACAGUUCGCCUGGGUUCAGGUUUGCUUCGAGCAGUUUAAAAAGGUUUGGUUCAAGCAGUCCAGGAGGCUUCAGGUUUACUGGCUCUCGUUCUUCUGUCUUCCCUGGCAGCAGUAAAGUGUUAUCGCCUUCCUCAGUUCUUCCAAGGUUGGUGACCACAGCAGCUCCACUUUCUGAUCUUCCACUAUUUGACGAGCUGGUGGAGGAGGAGGAGGGGGAGGAGUUUGUGCCUUCUCAUUCUUCAUCUGCCUCCAACAACCCUGAAGCAGGAUUCCGAAAUUUCAGUUUCCGGCCGAAACGUCCUACAAAUGUCCCAGGCACAAGGUCAUCCAUCCCCUUCACCCUGUUCAACCGUCGCCCAGCAGGCACCAAUUCCCCGAGAGAGGCGCCGAGUGCCAGCCGAUUCUCUCCGGCCGUCAACACGCCAUCUGACACAAAUUCACCCUUAACAGAAACAAAGAGUCAAAGGCCUUCCACCACCACUAAAGCGCCCAGGACUGGAGGUUUCCGUAUAGACCACCUGAACUUGAAUGAGCGUAGACGUAGCCGUUUCCGCCAGAACAGAGCUGACCUCUCCAAGUUGUUCCCUCGUAGAAAUGGUUUAAAAGAAGACCUGGACAACCAGCCUUCCAAAGUUGAACCAGUGUUUGUUGAAGCUGAUGGUCGACUUCUGACGCCAGAGGAAGUAGCGAAAAUACUUUCUGAGGCUGACGAGAUUAUAGACGAGGAACCUUUGAUCAGGAGGAAGCGUCAGACAGACUUUGGUAUGAGGACAUCAUCACGAGGCACCGCUAGGGCUGGUCGCUCCCGCACCACACUGCCGUUGUUGCCCCCGUCGUCAUCACCAAGAUUUCCCACAAGACAUCGUGGCAGGGAACGUCCUUCAGCGGCUACACCUGUUGAAAAGGAUACUGGCUCCCAGUUUACUCUGACGAAUAGUAAUACUGGGCGGACGAAGGCUCGUGCACCUCUAACAAGUGCUAGACCUACAACAAAUGCUAGACGUACAUCAAAUGCUAGACCUACAACAAAUGCUAGACCUACAUCAAAUGCUAGACCUACAUCAAAUGCUAGACCUACAACAAAUGCUAGAGCUAGAGCUACAACAAAUGCUAGACCUACAACAAAUGCUAGACCUACAACAAAUGCUAGACCUACAACAAAUGCUAGAGCUACAACAAAUGCUAGACCUACAACAAAUGCUAGACCUACAACAAAUUCUAGACCUACAACAAAUAAAAGACCUACAACAAAUGCUAGACCUACAACAAAUGCUAGACCUACAACAAAUGCUAGACCUACAACAAAUGCUAGACCUACAACAAAUGCUAGACCUACAACAAAUGCUAGAGCUAGAGCUACAACAAAUGCUAGAGACGCAACAAACUCGAGAGCUGCUUCAAGAGCUCGACUUAACAUCAACCAGGAUACAGAGCCAAAACCCCCCACCCGUUCAGAGUCCCCAAGCCGCUCUUCAUUACCAACAAGAUUGCGCUCGUCAAGGACCAGGUCAGCUGUUCCUUUAGGAAACAUCCGGGAUCGAGGUUUCAGGCGGCCAUCUACAGACAACAGUUUCCGCUCCUCUAGUAAGUUUACUCCCCCACGCCCCGCCAGCAGCCCCAUCAGGAGGCCAACAUCUUUAAGGAAAGAUACUCGUAUCAGUCGAGAACCUCCAGCCACAAACCCCAUAAAGGAGUUCAGGAACAGACCUUCACCUCCUAUCACAACAGAGCCGCCGGCCAUUUUCCCCAGUGAAGAUGGAGGCUUUUUGAUCCAGGAUGAAAUUACUAUCACACGCGAAACUCCUGUCAAGGCGACGAUUCCUCUGGUGGAAGAUGGCACGACGAUCCAGAAGGAGGUCAUCACCGCUUCCUUACAAACUGAGGUAAUUCAGCCUGACCAGAUCACCCAGACUGAAAUCGAUGGCGUCAUCAAGCUGCUGCUCAGUACCGUUGACGGCGGCAACGAGGUGACUCACUACGUGGUGGACCCCGUGGAGACCACCACAGUUACCUUCACUCCCACUUUUAUCGGAGGUCGCCGCACCUCUGCCUCUGUCGUCCUUCCCUCCACUGCCUAUAAUGUUGUGACCAUCACUAAACCGAAACAAGGCGGCGACAUUCAACAGCUGCUGCAGCUGCUGUUAGGCCAGCAACAGCAACCUCAGAACCCACUGUUAGCAGCACUAGGCCUUAAUAACCAACAGGCAACUAGUGAGGUGGUACACACAAGAUCCUACGUGACCACCGUCACCAACGUUGUGUCUACAUCCAUUCCCAUCAUCUUCCGUGGGAAAACCGUUUUCACAACCAUAGUCGAGUCAAAUGAGGAGGUGGUGACGGCAACAGAGCUGAGCACCGAGACAGUCGUCGCUUUCAACACCCUCAGUCCACUAACCAAUGCCAACCCCCUCAACCAGCUGCUGCCGUUCCUCCUCCAGGGACAGCUGCAGCAACAAGCGCCUCAAAUCAGACCCACACGGGAGCCCUCCAUUGAAGCCUCAAAAGUUGACCCCCAGUUGUUAGAGCAGCUCCUGAAACAUCAGAACCAGAAACAAGACACCCAGAGAGCCAAACUUGAGCCCGCCCCUACACCUGCCCUGGUGGAGACGUCAAUUGUCACGUUGUACGUGUCGGGUCGACAACCCGGGCAGUUCUCAACCAUCCUCUCCACCGUCACCCUCAGCGGAGACGCCACUCGCAGGAAACGAGAUUCCUUAAACACUAAAGAAGUUCAGGCAACAGUUCUCCCUCACUAUAUUGAGACUGACAAAGGUCUCUUCCAACUCCCUGACACCUACAGUGAGGAUGACAUGGACUGGUUUAUUGUGUCUGCCAUGAAUGAAAUCGAUACUAAUGAGAUCAGUAAAGUGACGCCCAGUCUAGAGUCUGUGGUGGGAGACCUGACGGAAUACAUUGACCAGGUACCGAUGAUUCGCCAAAAUGAGACCCACUCCUUCAACUCGCAGCCUUUUUUAUGGGUAGGCCCCGCUGAGUCAGCCCCGCUCAAGCGGAAUGUUCGAAGUGCACAAAGGGGCAACACCGGGUUUCCUGAAGCCCGUAAGAUCCAGGACGGGACACAACAGCAGAUUGUUGAUGGUAUAGAUGGCAAACAGCCAGUGCUCAGCCAGUUUAAUGUUCCAGGACUGAGGCUACAGAGUCGUCUGAUCUCUGAGCAGGUCCACCAGCUCCAGGCUCCCACCACCUAUUACACCACCUUCACCUAUUACACCACGCUGGUGGAUGAUGGUGGCCGCGAGUAUGUUCAGAGCUCUGAGGAGACCAUCACUCAACUGGCCACGAAUGGCAAUGUCCGCCUUGAUGACUUCACCAGAACUGACGGUGAGGAGUCUCUGCUUACCGAUGUUCCAGGAAUCCAGGCCAAGUUUACACUGGAGGAUGCCAUCAUCCCCGGCAAGCCUCGGCCAGUGCCUGAUCCCACCUUCACGGAGCCUCCACCACCAUUUGGACCAGUCAUCCCACACUUUGGGCCAGCACAGCCAACUGACCCAGAACACUUCGGGGAACCAUUAGUGAGUAGUCCUAGUUCUCCUCAAGGGGUGAGACUAACAGGACGUAGAGUUCCUCAGCCAGGGCGUGGACAUCUCAGCCCUCAACUCAUUAUUCAACCAGACAGCGACUCUGACACUCAACAUAAGCCUCGUGUCGUCGUCCUGACCCGUAAGCGCCCGAUGAGGCCGUCACAGACAGAUGACCGUGUGAGGACGGUGGUCACGCGACGCCGACCUGUCAACCAGAUACAGAGUGAUGUUCUUGCUGCCUCUGAUCAACCAAUUGAUGGACAGCAGCCUAUAAAUGUUAAUAUACCUGCUCGGCCAACACCUGUGUCGCCUGCGAUUGAGGAGAAUGUUCAACAAUUUGAAGAUUUAAAAAAAAUUGGAAGUCCUUCAGCUGACACAGCUGACAAGGACUCAACAACGGCAACACAUGAGAUAAUGGAAACAGAAGAACAGGACAUCGAGGAAGAGGCUCCAGGUAGACCGGGUAGCCGACAGCGUGUCCGUAUAACAGUCACUAGCCGGCGACAGGUGCAGGUGACCAACACCGUGGAGGCUGACAAGACCAUGACUCUGCCUGGCGGACGUCGUCGCGUGGUAGUGACCCGUCGUCUUCCUCAACCCACGGUGGUCGCCAGUCCACUGCGUCCCCUGGUGGCCACAGUCAGUACUUACUAUACUGUUUACUCGUACCUUUACACCCAGUACGAGAACGACACGCCGUUCUACGUUUCCACGAGAGAAGUCACCGUCUCCAACGAGGUGGAACCCACUGUUGUGUCCGUUCUGCCAACCUUCCAAACCGGGACCGCUGUUGGAGGAUUUUAUACACUGGAAAUGGGAAACAGCAUAGCCACCUUAGGAGAACGUGUCCUCAACUCCCUCACCACACAGGUCUUCCUGGCCUCGGCUACCUUAGUUGAUCUGUCCCCAGAAGCCGUAAGACAGAACGUGGAGGCUCAGCAGCAGUCGGUGACCUCAGACGUUACUGAGGCUACCACUCAGGUACCUCGCCGGCGCCCACCUACCGCCCCGGCCACCCUUCAAUCUUCUCUGGUGGAAGAGGAACCUGUGGCACCUACAGACACGCCCUUCCUCACCACCAGCAGCUUCAGGGAGACUCAGGCAAGAGGCCAAGCGUCACAGCAUGGGCAGAGGAAAGACUCGACGCCCUUAAUUAGAGAUGUAGUCACUACUAUACCUGAACUGCCAGAGCCUUCGAGACCUGGUGUGCGAAACCGUGGCCGUGGCACCGUCAGGUUCGCUGAUCCACGCAAUAGAGUCAGAGUAACGGUCACCAGGAGGAGACCCAUCACACCUGUUAGUGAGGCUCCGUCUGACUCACUGACCGUCGACACCCCGGAGGAGACAACCCCAUUCCAGACUCCUAAGCUGCCACGGGAAGAGUCGGCCCUUGACCACCUCCCUACAGACCCUGAGCUGCCACUGGAAGAGUCGGCCCUUGACCACCUCCCUACAGACCCUGAGCUGCCACGGGAAGAGUCGGCCCUUGACCACCUCCCUACAGACCCUGAGCUGCCACUGGAGGGGUCGGCCCUUGACCACCUCCCUACAGACCCUGAGCUGCCAGGGGAAGAGUCGGCCCUUGACCACCUCCCUACAGACCCUGAGCUGCCACGGGAAGAGUCGGCCCAUGACCACCUCCCUACAGACCCUGAGCUGCCACGGGAAGAGUCGGCCCAUGACCACCUCCCUACAGACCCUGAGCUGCCACGGGAAGAGUCGGCCCAUGACCACCUCCCUACAGACCCUGAAUUGCCACGGGAAGAGUCGGCUCUUGACCACCUCCCUACAGACCCUGAUAUUCCGGCGAUCGAGGUCACAUCUGAGUCCCCAAAGGAACGGGAUAGGCCGAGCACGGAAUCGCCCUUCAGGUUCUCCCGCCCAGGCCAGGGUAGACGGCCAGCCCCGUCACCCCCACAACGACCUUCACUUGGGGAAAGAUUUACACCACGCCCACCACUGGACGAGUCCAGAUUUACACCACGCCCACCACUGGACGAGUCCAGAUUUACACCACGCCCAUCACUGGUUGAAGACAGGUUUACACCACGCCCACCUCUGAGUGAAGAUAGGUUUACACCACGCCCACUGCCGGAUGAAGUUAGGAUUACACCACGCCCACUGCCGGAUGAAGAUAGGUUUACACCACGCCCACUGCCGGAUGAAGUUAGGAUUACACCACGCCCACAACCGAGUGAAGAGACGCCUGUAGAGGAGUCCCUAUUAGAGGCAGUACCUGUAGAGGAGUCCUUAUUAGAAGUAGUGCCUGUAGAGGAGUCCCUAUUAGAUGCAGUACCUGUAGAGGCAAUAAGCGAGGCACCACGACCCACCCCAACUCCAACUCGUCCAACUCGACCUCCAAGAAAGUCAAUCCGCAGAGACGACAUCCCCAUCAUCCGCAGGCCAGGCUUUGAGCGACCGUCGCGGCCCUUCGUGGUGCAGCAAGACCUGAAGAAGACUACGACCACCUCAAAGCCACGACUCAGGUUCACGACUCCGUCACAGCCGGAGGUCGAGUUGCCUGAAGCUCCACCUGUGACCGUCACCAAGGAACCGGAUGUUGUUGAUGAAGAGUACGUGUAUGACGACUACUAUUAUUAUGAAGACGAGUAUACUGAGUCGCCAGUGGUUGAUGGAGCUGUUGUAAGCGACCCGCAGCCACCUGAGGCAUCCGUGGAACCCCUCCCUCCCCUUGACCCAGUUGUUGAUGUUUCUCACACUGUUUCAACACUGAAACCUAAGUUUGUGAGGCCAACACAGUUCGAAAUCACGACCAGCUCCUUUGAUAUUAUCGAAGCUCUGAAACGCGAACGAACGUACACGAAAUUCGUAGCACCGACUCGGACACUUACACCAUCAGUCACCCGUCAACGAACGCCCACCCAGGCUGAAGCUGCCACCGGCUCUAACGUGGUUUACACCACCUACACCACCACCACUUUGCUGCCCAUCCUGGGUGGUCAGCGCUCUAUCACCCUCACCAUCCUCACCUCUACUCUCACCACCCUAGCUGAGGAACAGGUCCACCUCAUCACUGACUCUCCUCAACUGUUCGAUCCAUCCUUGGCCACGGCGGUGCCCACACCUUCCUUGUCUACCCCUCCGCCCUCUCUGGCACCUUCUUCCCCUGUGGUGGUUGACACUCAGGCAGCCUCGGUGACCGACACGCUGUCUGAGGAAGCAGAAGUCACUUCUCCUGCCGUCACAGAUAAGGAGACUGGCACCCUCCUCGCACAGCCGGAGACUUCUAGGGCUUUCGGCUUCAUCCACGGGUCUCCGAGUCUCACUCCAGGGUCAGAACAGGGGUCGGGUCGGGCGGUUCUUGGACGACCCGGGUCAAAUCAGGUCAAGGGGUCGCUGGAGUCGAGUCUUGGCGAGGCUGAUGGUCAGCGCCUUGGGGCUCGGUUCAGCAUCGGCGCCCGUCACAACCUGGCCACCAAGGUCAUGAGUAAUGGCGUUGAGGUCAUUGUUGCCGGAGAUAAGACGGCUUCACCGCUUCCUCAAGACCAGAUAAUUACGAAUAACUUCGAUAAGUUCCUACGUCCGAUCACCCUCCCGCCUUCAACGUUGUCUGACCACAUGCUGCUCUUCGCCUCCCAGGAGACUGAUCACCCCAAGGUGACCCAGCUGGCAGGUGGUGAUGACGGCAUCUACCAGACCAACACCUACUUCACCACCUACACCUACUACAAUACGCUGCUGGCUGGUAACAAGCCCUUCGUCGUCACCAGUAAGCAGACAGUUCAGAAUGUGGAGACCGUGACGCUACCCGAGGCUGGUAACUUCAUUGAGCGGACAGAGGUGAUGUUCGACACCCAAACUUACUACACCACCCAGACAUUCACCCGGACAGUGGGCCCGGAGGAUUCUGAGAGAGUGGUCACCUCACAAGAGGUCCUGACGCAGGUAGUUAUCACGGAGGCACCAUCGGUGUCACGAUCCACCGUAGUGCCCACCCACUCCUCCCUGGUGACCAAGACCUACUUCACCACCCUCACCUACUACAACACUGCCUUACAUGCUGGUAAAACUGUUGUCAGUAGCAACACCGUCGUCUCGUCAGAGGUGGUGACUGAGACAGCCUAUGCCACCAGCACCACGAGCCUUGGUGGAGGAGUCUUUGACCUCACGCCCACUCCUGCAGUUGAGCCAUUUGCAUCUUUCAACAAUGACGAGGAUGACCUGGUGCUGUAUGCCACCAAGACGGUCUACACCACCCUCACCUACCUCACCACCAUCCUGCAGGACAGCGAGACUGUUACUGCCUCCAGGAUUGAGAUUUCCUCUAAUGUUGUUACAGAGUCUGUGACUUCAGCUCUAAGUUCUGAAGAGUUGAUUUCUUUCAGGAAUUCUUACUUGUCACAGCACGUGACGCCCACAGCUGUAAGCGCAUCACAGCCACAGACUGUUGCUUACAUAAAAAUCCGUGACAAUGUUUAUAAGCAGCUGCGCACUUUCUUCGCCACCUACACUCACUACACCACACUGCACAAUGGUGUUGUCAGGUCAAGGCUGGACACAAAGACCAAGGUCCUCACUUCUACUGUGACUACAAGUGGCAUCCCAGCCUCCCUCCUCAUCACUCCCACAAGCCAGUUUGAGCAGCCAACCAUUGGAGCCACCACUGAGCGUCCUUCCUCGGGCCUGGGCACGACUGUUCAGCUCGACCCGUCAUAUUUGUCUUCUCUGAAGAGUUCCAUCCUGGCAUCUAAACCAACGACGACCCUGACUGAUCCAGGGGGGGAGGAAGGGCUUCAGGCCACAGUUCUGGUUCAGGAGGGUGACCCAUCAGGCACCUUUGUGGUGAGCGACUCCACUACCUCAGCCACGCUGCUCGUGCGACCCUCUGAAGACCUCUCUACCUCAGUACUAACUGGGCAGACAAUUGUCAUCUUCGAUUCAUCUUACCUCUCUUCUAUCAAAUCUUCUUAUCUGGCAUCUCUCACUCCUGAUGCAUCCUUGUCUGGGCUCCCCAUCAGUCCAACAUUCGUGACUCCAACACCCACUGUGGACCCAGAUGUCGUAAGUCCCACCCUGCCUGCCACCACCCCAGACACAGGAUCAGUGGAGGUAGACACUAAUGCCCCCACAACAAUUGGUGCUAUUAUCCCAGCUGCAGGUGUUGACACCGAGACCCCAACUGAGACCGAGACUCCAACCGACCCACCAUCCACAGGUCCACCUCUUAUUUUACCUGUUCCUGCUGUGGCUCCUGUACCAGCUGUUGCUCCAGCUCCAUCUCCAGCUCUUGUUCCAGCUCCAUCCCCAGCUGCUGCUCCUGCUCCUGCUGCUGCUCCUGCUCCUGCAACUGGUGGUACUACUGCUGGAGGAAUCAGUUCUGGAGGCGUAAGUAUCACAGGUUCUGGCGACAGUGGCCUCAACUUUGACCUUGGUCCAAUGAUUAAUGCCAUGGCAGGCCUCCUACGUAAUAACCUCAACAAUCAACUUGUCAGUGCAAAGUCCGAUGUUGAUGGUAACCGCAGAAAAAUAAGCUCCCCUCUCCGACCUCCAAAUACUGUCAUCGCUGCUCAACGAGAACCUUUGUUCAUCCCAGUGGGUGGAGUGGGAGCUUCUCUCAGUAUAUCUCGGGAUCGUACAGAAGGUCCAGAACAAGGCUACAUCCCAUUAACACCACAUGGUAGACCUCCCCAUGGCCAGCCCAGGGCUCCUGCAGGUUCUCAGACACCACCACGAGGCAUCUCAGGCCAACCUAAUCCUGGCUUUAUUAGAAUAGCUCCAGAGAGGCCAGUGGCUGGUGUGCCAAGCUUCUCACUGCCUGUCAACAUUGAUGAGAUGGAAGGCUUUGGUCCCACCUUCUUGCCUCCAAGUACACAGUCUGGUUUUACUGCCAUGACGAAUGAACGUCUUGGUCCCACUCGAGUGUCAGUCAUUUCAGGGUCAUCGACCAUCUUCUUCGGAGGUGCAGGUCCAAGUGACCUGCCACCGCCAGGUCAGCCCGCCCCCACGUCACUACAGGGACACAAAGUUGACCAUGGAUCUGUUUUCAUACAGCCCAGUCACCCAAUCCUACUAGACGAGACGAGACCGGUACCUGUUCCCGUGCGUGUGCCUCUACCCGGUGAUGGAGGGCCUAUUCCCCUACCAGUCAUUCCUGAUGGUUUCUCAGACCAGCUGGCAGCAGGAGACACCCACCCACAGCUACUGUCUUCCAGACCACCACCAUACCGCCCUCAGCCAUCACUGUUAGCACCUCAAACUAUCGUCAGCAUAGAAGGUGAUAAUCGUAUCGUGAAGACACAGGUGAUUCCCGCUCACCUUGCUAACCAGUACCAUCCACAACCCUCCAUCAUUGUGUCUCCUCCACGUGGCGAGUUUGUCCUUCACUCCACAGUUGGUGUUGGUAUUAUUUCUGGAGGCUCUGGCAAUGAGGAUCGACCACAGCCACCAUCAGAAUUGGAAGGCACUGUAAUCUCAGGAGCAGAGACCAUCCUGUUAGGUCAAGGUCUUCAUAGUGGCCGCACUACUGUGGUCAGAGGCUCCUCCACUGUCAUGUCUGGUGCCACUACCAUCUUUGGCUCACUCUUUACUCGUCCAGCUGCCAGCGAAGAACCAAAAGGUGAUCUGACUUCUGUAGUGAGUGGACCUGGAGGCACCCCGACCCGUUUGAUCACCCGCGUGGAGACCUCAGCCCGCACCAUCACUGCUACAAGGACGGACGUUAUCUUCACGGCUGGUGUCACCUCCACCUUGACACAAGUGAUCCGUAGUACUCUUCCCCUACGCACCAUCGUCACUACCAUUGUUGGUACAGCAACUCAUGUUAACUACAUCACUGCCACUGUCGGACACAACACUGCUACUGAUGGCUUCCCUGAUUACAGUGACCCCACCACCUACCCACCAGGAUCUCCCUUCGACCCAGCCAACUACCCAUCAUUCCCUCUUAAUCCUCUUCCAAUAGAUCAAAACUUGCGCCUGCCCGGGAACCCCAACGUGAUGCUGGGCGGCGCCACUCUGGGCAUCGCUGAGGACAAUGAGAUAAGUCGUGUGGUUGAAAGCAAAAGUCCAGACCAAGAAAUCAAUAUCGGAGGACCGCUGAGUGCUCCUGUGUCACUAUGUGAGCCACAGUGUUCAGCUGCUCGCUACGAAGUGUGCAGGGUGGUGCGGGGCGCCCACACCUGUGUCUGCCGCUCUGGCUACUCCCGCAGGAACAGCUACGAUACAUGUAAACCUUCUCUCGCCUUCAACAUCCAAGUCCUGCUCGAUCGUAUGAGCGACGGGCAGUUGAUCUUCGACCCUGUGUUGCACAACACGUCCCACCCCGUUACCCAGGACCUCUCAGACAUCACCAUCCAUGGCGUCGACCAGGCCAUGAUGGGGUCCAAACUGGGAUCUCGGUACCACACUGCCACCGUCACCAAGUUUUCUGAUAUCAAGGAAAUGAUCAUGCCCAUCUCUGUAGAACCAAUGGAUCACGGUUUAGUGGCAGAUAUCAAGAUUGAAUUAUCCAGAACUGAAGAAGGUGAAAGUGAAGAUUUUUGGGACGACAUGAACGAGUCAGUGGUGAAAGAAGCACUGGAGUUGGCCCUCAAGGACACCAACCACUCCCUGGGCGGCACAGAGCUCUUCGCCAACAGGGAGAUCUCGGUACUGGCUGCUGAGGACUUUGACGAAUGCACCCACAUUGAUCACAACGACUGCUCUAGUAAUGCCAACUGCUUCAACAUCCCCGGGUCAUACCUCUGUGCCUGUAGGGAUGGCUUUAAGGACAUGGAUGAGAUGCCUGGCCGUCAGUGUGCUGUCCAGACGGAGCAGUGUGCACAAUGUAACUUCCAAGGAGAGUGUGUGACGGAGCGUGAUGGGUCUGUGGGCUGCAGGUGUCUUCAGUGGUUUAGUGGUGAUCGCUGCCAGGUCAACCUCAGAGUCCUGCUGAUUGUCCUCGUGACUGUGGGCUCACUCUUGAUCCUGCUGCUGCUGCUGUGUCUGUCUCUCUGUUGCCUCCGAUCACGACGCAACUCCAGGAAUCAGAUCGGACAGAUGGGUAGUGCCCCCACAUUCCUAAGAGCGCGAAGCACAGGAAUGUCAAGCACCCUGGAUCGUCGAGCCAUGAUCCAUGAGACGUCCUCAGAGAGCUCGGGUGAACACACUCGCCACCAUCCCACCUCCUUCAUGCCUCCGAUAAACUACGAGAAACAGGAGCGACCGCCCAGAGCACCUAGGUCAGAGAUGAGUACUGGCAGACACUCUCAUGCCUCCUUCGCCGAGGACCGCUCCGUCGGGGUACACACCACCCUGCCCCCUGUGCUGAUACCUCGCGUGAAGGGCCCAGCUCCAGCCCGUCCCUCUGUGGUUAGCCGCGGUGAAAACGGUGAGCCCAGGGUCAUGAUCGGUGCUGAUGCUCGUUCAGACCUCGCCAGUUCCCAGCAGGCAUUUGUCGACCUGCUGGACCAGCCUGCCCCCAUCAUAGGUCGGUCUAGUCGAAGGGAAAGCAUGACGGCUGCAUCUGUCCACAGCAGCGCCAGAAUCAACCGCUCGAGAUCACACUCUCGAGAGCGGCUGGCUGAUGCCUUCCUCCACCAGCUUCACCCACAGCCCGAGCAAGGAUCCACCAGGUCUCGCUCCACAGACCGGCUCCACCACCACAGCCACCAUGACCUCAACUCUGAAUUUGGUGUCAACUUCUCCUUCAGGGGGGGAGGAGAGCGGACAAUGAGUGAGGCGCGAUCCUAUGAUGAGACAACAGUGCGGCCACCAAUUAGAAGCUUACGUGCAGACAGCUUCUACUCUUCAAAGGCGCUCUCCUCACAACAUAUCUCUGACGAGCACCAAACCAUGGCUGAGAGGGACGGAGGCUCCACUGUGGUGUACCCCCAGACUGAACUGUACCGACCAGUCCGUGAUACCGACUCCCUGAGUGACAUGAGCGAGCUACACUCCAAGACAGCUUCAAGCAGAGCCGUCUCAAGGAACUUCUUCUCCUGAACGACCAAGUCACUGAAGCCAUCCACCGUCCACGUCUAUUAAUACCUGACGAGGAUGAAGGAUGUCCGAGUCUGCUUAGGAAGAGUAUUAUUUUUUUAACCUGCUGGUCUUUGGUAGUGGCUGUACAUGGGGAUUUUUUACACAGAAUGAGAUGAUUUAUUUUGACCUACUAUGGUCUUGAAGGUAGUGCGUUAGAGGUGCCAGUUGAUGGUCAUGUUUCAGAGGGAGCUGAUCAAGGCAGUGUUUGAGUAGUGGGAAAUGUGUGUUGACUGCCCGAGACUAGUGGGGAAAACUCUUCUUCUCUUUUUAUUUUAUUAUUUUUUUUAUAUAGGUUGUGAAAAUUUGGCAUAGAUGAUAACAUUACGGAAUAAACGUAAGAGAGAAGAGAAAUAUGAAUGUAUUUCUAUUUUUUUACCUCCAUCUUUUGUUCUGCAUCUUCUUGGCCUUUCACUUGUAAAGAACAAGAUUGUAAGGCCAAAAUCUACAAUGGUACUCUGCCAUUAUUUUAUGCUGCUUUUUUCCUCUAAUUUUCAGAGGUGCUUUUGUAAUUGGCAGAUGUAGGGGAGAGUGAGAAGGGGGAGGUGGUGUCCCCUACGAGUGUGGUGCAUACUAUUUUCUGUCAGGCAAAAAAGGUCACAAAUGGCUUGAGGAAUAAUCUAGCAUUUGCUCAAGGCAGCUUCAUAAUAUUUAUUUAUUUUGGAUGCAGCAGUUGAUAUAUGUAUACAGUAUUUUUUUUGUUUUCAUCUGUUUGCUAUCUUUUAUAGACUAACUGAGAGUGUUGAGGCCAGCGCUCCAUCUACUCUUUGUGACCUAUUUUGCUGAUUCAAUAUAUUUGCAAAUAAAAAAUUAUCCAUAUAUUGUACUUAUAAAUAAUUGUUACUUUACCUUUUAUUGUUUGGUGUAAAGUCCCGAAUUUGUUAUGUUAGUACAUUGUAAUUACUAAUAGUCUAAUCUUAGGAUAACAUUCAUAUUCUGAAGAACGCAUUUAUCGGGUUCUUUCAGGGAUUCAAACAUGACAUGACACUUUUCUUGAGCCAAUGUUUGUAUGGGAGAUCUUACUGGUGUGUGUACAACAGAACUUGAGUGUGUAGAGGACAAGUUGAGUGAAUACAGGACAACUUGAGUGUGUACAGCAGAACUUAAGUGAUGUACAGGGAACUUAAGUGUUUACAGCAGAACUUGAGUGUGAACAGGAUGUACAGGAGACCUUAGUAGUGUGUGUAAAGGUUAAAAAGUAAUUACUCUCUUGCCAAAAUUCACUUGGAUUGAGGGAAUGUAUACAGCCCAACACAGUGAAUUUUUUUUUUACAUUAUAUAGAUCAUUAGUUAACAAGACACUUGUUGUCUAUAUGAGCACCGUAGACACACUGUUAACGUCUUGAGUACACAUGUGGGCUGAAGACACAUUAUCGUGUUAUAUUAUUGAACCCUUGCAAUAACUCCUUAAGGCAAGAGUUUAUAAUGCCGAAAAUUCUUCAGAGAUUUUCUUGACUCGAAUCAUGAGACUUUCACUGAAUAUUUUAUGAGUUUGAAUUUUUAUCCUAGUAACUAUAAAGUGUAAAUAUAUCCAUUGUAUAUAUAUGUGUAACCAAGAGCAUGUGUCUGGCUGGUCCAAGCGAACUACUGUAUACUAUACCUAACUCUCUAACCAGCUAGUUAGUACGGUGCAGAUCUACGGUUAUUGCUGACUUGUCUCAACAUUCAGUCUGGUUUCAAGUAAAUCUAUUUGCUACUCAUUAAUUUUAAAGAACUUAAAAACUUUACAGGAAUGCUAAUCAAAAUAUUCAGAUUAUUUUUUAAUUUGAUCCUUGGUUGUUUAUUGGUGAAUUGCUGAGAAAGUAAAGUAGGUUCUCUUGAAGCAGCAAAAGAGAUCAGUAAUCGUGGACCAACUUCCACUUGCGGCAGUCCAGCAUUGUGCCUUUAUUCUUGGGUUGGACAUUUUGUAUAGUGACAUUGAAUUAGAAAACAACAUUCAUAUCUGUGCUAAAUUGGUGCAUCCGUGUCAAUUCUCCCUGUGUAAACACUACAUCUAAGUCAAAACUUAUGUUUUUUUAUAUGUGUGUGGCGUAUCAGCUGUUUCAUCUGGGAGAAUGAUGCAAACAAACUGUUUUUGUUUUAAAAGGUCCCCCCAGCCCGUUAUACCUUGUGCCAAAUGGCAGCACCUUUUCUUAGGAUCCAAUCAUGUGUCUCUCUCUCUAGGGUAGUUAUCUCCUUACAGGUGUUUUAGUCCUGGUUAUAUAACUUCUAUUUUUACUCUGUAGCUCCUGAAGUUUGGUUGAAGAUAAAAGAAAAUGUAAAUUGUGUGACUUUCGACCCAGCAGCAGGAGCUAGUCAGGAUAGACCCGUCUGGAUCUGCCACAAAAGAGGACUGUGGUGUCAAAAGUGUAUUGCGCUUGCUCCAUUUUAUUAAUAAAUAAUACGUAAAUA
Homarus americanus (American lobster) is the source of this 21015-nucleotide messenger RNA. Its product is annotated as mucin-17-like. The record is from RefSeq and is a predicted model, not a curated record. Gene Ontology annotation, molecular function: calcium ion binding; protein binding. Bases 292 to 18588 code for a protein of 6098 amino acids. NCBI's taxonomy places the organism in Eukaryota, Metazoa, Arthropoda, Malacostraca, Decapoda, Nephropidae. The transcript is spliced from 22 exons.